GAAGAGCUUGACUCGUCCAUUUUCCAUGUUCGUGUUGCACUCGCACUUUGUCCCAAAAGACAUCGGCGUCACUCCGACAUACUGGAUAAUCUUGGGAGACUACUUUGUGUGCAAUUCGAGCAAUGCAGGAGAAUAGAAGACCUAGAGGAGGCCAUUAAGCACCUCCGGGCUGCUCUACGACUUCGCCCAGACGGCCAUUCUCGUCGCUCCGCGUCUCUCCACAGCCUUGCGAUUUCCCUUCAAAUUCGAAUUGAACAACAUCGACAAACUGCAGAACUUGAUGAGGCCAUCGAGCUGAAUCGUGCCGCCCUGCAACUUUUGCCCGGUGACCAUCCCAAACGCUCCGCGUUUCUGAUUAACCUUGCCUCUUCUCUUCAAAUCCGGUCUGUACAGCAAGGACAGACCGCGGAUCUCGAUGAGGCCAUCGAGCAUAAUCGUACUGCCCUUCAACUUCUCCAGGACACUCAUCCCAAUCGGUCUAGAUCUCUGAAUAACCUUGCCCAUUCCCUUGUGACUCGAUUUGAACAGUGUGGACAGGCCGCUGACCUCGAUGUGGCUAUUGAGCAUCACCGUGCCUCCCUGCAACUUCUCCCCGGCAGCCAUCCCGAUUACUCCGGUUCUCUGAAUGACCUUGCGAAUUCUCUUACAACUAGAUUUUCGCGGUAUGGACAGCUUGCGGACCUCGAUGAGGCCAUCGAGCAACAUCGUGUUGCCCUGCAACUUCGUCCCGGCAGCCAUCCUGAUCGCUCCGCGUCUUUCAAUAACCUUGCAAAUUCCCUUGCAACGCGAUUUAUACAGCAUAGACAUACCGCGGACCUCGAUGAGGCCAUCGAAUAUCAUCGUGCUGCUCUACAACUUCGUCCCGUCGGCCAUCCCAAUCGUUCCUCGUCUCUGAAUAACCUUGGGAUUUCCCUCCAAACUAGAUUUAAACAGCACGGACAGACUGCGGACCUCGAUGAGGCUAUCGAGUAUCAUCGUGCUGCCCUGAAACUUUUCCCCGACGGUCAUCCCAAUCGUUCUAAAUCUCUGAACAACCUUGCAGACUUCCUUUUAACUCGUUUUGAACAGCAUGGAUGGACCGUGGAUCUCAAUGAGGCCAUCGAUCAUUCUCGUGCUGCUCUGCAACUCCAGCCCGACAGCCAUUCUGAUCGCUCAGGGUCUCUCAGUAUUCUUGCACGUUCACUUUCAACUCGGUUUAAGCAGCAUGGACAAAUUGCUGAACUCGAUGAGGCGAUCGAGUAUCAUCGUGCUGCACUACAACUUCGCCCCGAUGGCCACCCCGGUCGUUCUGAGUCAUUGACGAACUUGGCUAGUUCUUUGUUUCUCCGCUUCAGGAAGUUUGGGCUCAUGGAUAACUUUGAAGAAUCUUUGCAAACACUUGAGCAUGCCGCCGAGCAUGAGUUCUCUAGUUUUGUAAUCCGCCUAAGCUCUGCUAUGCUUUGGUUCAACCUUGCUCGAAAUCAUGCCCACCAUACUGUGUCCAGAGCUUACAAGGUAGCAAUACUGCUCCUUCAACGUGCUCUUAUUGUUAGCCCCACUCUUCAUACACAACACGACUUUCUCAGAGGGACAGGCAGCUACGGACAGCUCACGUCAGAUGCAGUGGCAUAUGCUGUAGAGGAAGGCAGGCUUGAGGAGGCUAUAGAGAUGCUUGAGCAAGGAAGGGGUUUACUCUGGUCACAGAUGCGUGGUUUUAGGACGCCUCUAGAUCGCCUCGCUGGAACAAAUAGAGGUCUUGCUGACAGGUGCAGGAAUGUUAGUCAGCAGUUGGAGAAUCUUGCAACAUCAACCACCUUGCCACAGUCUGAUUCAAGCAUGGCCGGGAAUGGAUUAUCUCUGAAGCUGAAGAGGCAACUCUCUAUCGAACAGGAGGAACUUAUCAAUGAGAUACGACAGGUUCCUGGCUAUGAGAGCUUUCUUGCAACCACGCCAUUUAAAGUACUUCAGCAGGCGGCUUCGGAAGGUCCAGUGAUUGUUAUCAAUUUUAGCAGGUAUCGAUGCGAUGUACUCGUCGUUCUUUCCUGCGAGGAUUUACCGGUUGUCUCCAUACCAUUAGAUGAAGGGUUCUUUGAGGAUAGUAUCAAGUCGUGUGCUGACCUUUGGGAAUGGCGACAGAGAUUUACAGCUGGCUCGCCCGGAUAUGAUGAGAGGCUCGUCAAAAUUAUGAAGAUGUUAUGGGAUAGAGUCGUCUCCAAGGUUGUCGACAAACUAAGGGAGAUUGGGAUUGCUGAGGAAUCGCGCAUUUGGUGGUGCCCUACAUCUAUGCUUUCCGCCCUCCCUUUUCAUGCGGCAGGGCCAUUCAAAGGUGAGGACGGCACAAUCAAGUACUUAUUGGACAGCUAUGUGUCAUCGUAUACCCCAACACUUGGAGCUCUCAUCGAUGCUCGUUCAAGGGAAUCACAGGCUGAUCCUGCAAUGCUUAUCGUUGGUGACACCAAAACUCUUGUAUCGACCGAAAAGGAAGUUCGUGCCAUUCGGGGCCACACACGAAGCUACGUUCCCUCUCGCACAAUAUUGCUCAAUGAGAGGGCGAACCGUGAAAGAGUCCUGCAGCGUCUGCAGGACGUGACGUGGAUUCACUUUGCUUGUCACGGGCACCUUGGAUCAUACCCCAAACCGUUUGAUUCUUCUUUCCAGCUCUCCGAUGGCGCAUUGACGUUGCUCGAUAUCAUCCGAGCUAACCUUCCGAACGCCGAGUUUGCGUUUCUCUCUGCCUGUCAUACUGCGGAACAGCACCCAUCCCCGUCGAUCGACGAAAAUAUCCACCUAGCUGCUGCUAUGCAAUUCUGUGGUUUUCGAAGUGUGAUCGGGACAUUGUGGGAAAUGUAUGAUCCGGAUGGGCCAUUGCUUGCCAAAGAGGUCUAUUCAUACAUGGUGGACCAUGAAGAUGGUGAAGUGAGAUAUAAGCGGUCUGCAGCCGCGCUUCGCAAUGCUGUUUUGGUAUUGCGAAGGCAAGAUGGUGUACAGACAGAGCGAUGGGUCAACCUGGUGCACAUUGGUGCUUGA
This is a messenger RNA of Fomitiporia mediterranea MF3/22, 3006 nucleotides long. Its product is annotated as TPR-like protein. Gene Ontology annotation, molecular function: protein binding. The record is from RefSeq and is a predicted model, not a curated record. The annotation marks the transcript as partial. The transcript has 2 exons. NCBI's taxonomy places the organism in Eukaryota, Fungi, Basidiomycota, Agaricomycetes, Hymenochaetales, Hymenochaetaceae.